AUGUCCCGGCCCAGCAGCAGAGCUAUCUACUUGCACCGGAAGGAAUAUUCCCAGAGUUUGGCCUCAGAACCUACCCUCUUGCAGCACAGGGUGGAGCAUCUGAUGACAUGUAAGCUGGGGACACAGAGAGUCCGGGAACCAAAGGAUGCCCUACAGAAGCUUCAGGAGAUGGAUGCACAGGGUCGAGUGUGGAGCCAAGACCUGAUCCUGCAGGUCAAAGAUGGCUGGCUCCAGCUGCUGGACAUUGAGACUAAGGAGGACCUGGAUUCUUACCGCCUGGACAACAUCAAGGCCAUGGAUGUAGCUCUCAACACCUGUUCCUACAACUCCAUCUUAUCCGUCACUGUGCAGGAGUCUGGCCUGCCAGCCACUAGCACUUUGCUCUUCCAAUGCCAGGAAGUAGGGGUGAGUGACCGGUGUAAAUUUUUUCAAGGCUGUAUCUUUCACCACACCCUCAGCAGACCUCGAUUUGGAGUCCUUCAUCCAGGCCAGGACAGACGGAAGGAAUAUCCUCUGGAAAGGCCAAUCCCUAUACGACAGGCAUCCCCUCUGGAGCAGAGGUCCCCUCUGGAGCAGAGGUUUCCUCUAGAACGGCCACCCCACAUGACCCCAGAACGCAGCAUCCCACCAUCCCCAAGGUCCCUGAUACAAUACCCAAAUGCCCGAGAACCAAGUGACUUCACUCUGCCUCCUCCUCCAAGGCGUGCUGCAUCUCCUGAGGACCCAGGGAUGGAUGAGGAAGUGCUGAACCAUGUUCUAAGAGACAUUGAGCUGUUUGCUGGAAAGGUGAAGGAGGCCAAAGCAAAGGACAGUCAUAAGAAGAAAAAAUUUGGGAGAAAAAAGAACAAGGCUCAAAACAAGAUAACACAAGCACAGUACAUUGAUUGCUUCCAAAAGGUCAAGUUCAGCUUCAACCUCCUGGGGAAGCUGGCCUUACGGCUGCAGGAAACAAGUGCCCCUGAGUUCGUGGACCUCAUCUUCCAAACCCUGAAACUCAUCCUGUCCCAGUGUCCCGACACUGGCCUUACAGCCAAAGUGAUCUCACCCCUCCUCACCCCUAAAGCCAUAGACCUGCUGGAGUCCUGCCUAAGGCCACCCGAGAAUGCUCUCUGGAAGUCACUAGGCUUAGCCUGGACCACCAGCUGGGUUGACUGGACAGGCAGUGAACCGCCACCCUACCGGCCCACAUUCUAUGAUGGCUGGCAGAUUCCAGAGCCCUAUUCCAUGGAACCCCUAAGACACCAGAAUUCUAUUUCCCUCCGAGGUUCUAGGAUGAGGAGCAGCCUACACUUCCCUCAGGAUGAGCCAUACAGCCAUGGCUCCGAACAUGAGGACUCAAACCUCCCACCCUCCAGCCCCAGCCCUGCCAAACCAGUCCUGAAAAUGCAAGUCCUGUAUGAGUUUGAAGCGAGGAAUGCCCAGGAACUAACUGUGGCACAGGGAGAGAUUCUGGAGGUUUUGGACCAGAGCAAGAGGUGGUGGCUGGUGAAGAAUGAAGCAGGACAGACUGGCUACAUUCCCAGUAACAUCCUGGAGCCGCUGCCGGCUGGAGUUCCUAGAAGCCACAGACCAUCAUCCUUCAGGGCUCCAAUGCUUCGUCUCAGCUCAAAACCUGCGGAAGUCACGGCCUGGCUACAAGCAGAGAACUUCUCCACUAUAACUGUGAGGACCCUUGGGUCCUUGAUGGGAAACCAGCUACUUCACAUGAGAUUCGGGGAGCUGCAGAUGCUAUGUCCACAAGAGGCCUCACGGAUCCAGGCCCGUCUGGAUGCUGUCAGAAGGAUGCUGGGG
Molecule: messenger RNA, 1791 nt
Organism: Cricetulus griseus (Chinese hamster)
Lineage: Eukaryota; Metazoa; Chordata; Mammalia; Rodentia; Cricetidae
Source: RefSeq, a predicted model, not a curated record